GCCCCAUCCCUCCACCACCACCAUGCCCAGCACCCGCGAAGAACUGCUCGCUGACAAGGACUACGACCUCAUCGUCUCUGGCGACUGCGGCGGUACCAACACCCGCCUCUCGCUCUGGCGCGUGCCCCGCUCGCAGACCCACGCCUCGGUCGUCGGCAAGAUUGCACCCGGCGAGGUCAUCUUCAACAAGAAGUACCUCAACCAAGAACACGCGAGCUUCGUCGAAGUCGCGCUCCUCUUCCUCAACGAGGCUGGCGUCGACGAGCCGCCGGCCUGCUGCGUGCUUGCUUGCGCCGGCCCGAUCUUGGACAACUCUGUUGUCUUUACCAACAUUGCGUUUGGCUGGUCGAUCAAGGGCGAAGUGCUCGAGCGCGAGCUCGGCAUCCCGCACGUGAAGCUCAUCAACGACUUUGCCGCCAUGGGCUACGGCCUCUUGACGCUCCGCCCGCACGAGUACAUCACGCUCAACGACGCGGUGCCCGACAAGCACGCGCCGAUCGCGACCGUUGGUGCCGGCACGGGCUUGGGCCAGUGCUUCUUGACGCCGUCGGGCGACGGCACGUACGAGUGCUACGCGUGCGAAGGCGGCCACAGCGACUUUGCGCCCGUCACGGACAUUGAAAUCGAGCUGUACAACCACCUCCGCAACAAGUUUGGCCCCAACAAGCGCCUCUCGGUCGAGCGCAUCGUCUCGGGCCCGGGCCUCGCCACCAUCUACGCCUUCUUGGCCGACAAGUUCCCGGAGAAGGUCAACCAGACGCUCCACGCCGAGUUCCUCGAAGCCGAUACGCUCCAGGGCGCUGUCGUCGGCAAGAACGCGCCCACGGACGACCUCUGCAACCAGGCCAUGGACAUCUUUGUUCGUGCCUACGGUCGCGAAGCCGGUAACGCUGCGCUCAAGUACCUCCCGCGCGGCGGCUUUUACAUCACGGGCGGUCUCGCGCCCAAGAACCUCGACUACUUCACCAAGUCGAGCCUCUUCUUGGACGCGCUCUUUGACAAGGGUCGCGUCAGCCCCGCCCUCAAGGUCUUGCCCAUCUACUUGGUGCUGACCGAAGACUUGGGCGAGCGCGGCGCGCACUACUACGCCUACCAACUCCUUGCGCUGCCCCGAUCUCGAUCAGCUAUGCCUUGAUGGCGGCGGCGGGCGUUGCGGGCGUCGCUUUGGGCGCCGCGUUGAGACGUUAGGUCAGCUAGAAGCGAGCGCAGCUGUGCAUGUUAACAUAAAACCACGUUGUCCUUUUACACCUUGC
Saprolegnia parasitica CBS 223.65 is the source of this 1253-nucleotide messenger RNA. RefSeq names its product glucokinase. NCBI's taxonomy places the organism in Eukaryota, Oomycota, Saprolegniomycetes, Saprolegniales, Saprolegniaceae. The transcript has 7 exons. Gene Ontology annotation, biological process: glycolytic process; glucose 6-phosphate metabolic process. The record is from RefSeq and is a predicted model, not a curated record. Bases 23 to 1135 code for a protein of 370 amino acids. Gene Ontology annotation, molecular function: D-glucose binding; glucokinase activity; ATP binding.